GAGGACGACCCAUCGGUCAGACAUCGUUCUCCUCUGCUGGCUUGCGGAGGUAGUUGUUGAUCGGAUUUAAGGCAUCGAAGGCUGAACUGAACGCGAUCAUGUUGAAAGAGCUGCUAUUGCUAGCGCUAACGGCGCUAUGCAUGUCGGAUGGAUACCAUCUCACUGGUAAGACGGCUGACAUGGACUUUCUUCACAAGCAGAAGAAGAUCUACGAGCUGAUGUUUUUCGUCAAGCAAAACGUUCUCACCGAUACGGAAUUCUACGAGAUUGGCCGCAAUUAUGACAUCGAGAGCAACAUUGACAUGUACAAGGACAAGCUGAUUGUCCAGGAGUUCUUGUACCUGUACAAACACGGUAUGCUUAGCCGCAAUGCCAUAUAUUCGCCAUAUUACGAGGAACAUCGUGAGGAGAUGAAGCUCCUCUUCAAGCUUUUCUACUACGCCAAGGACUUCCAGACCUUCUACAAAACCGCCGCUUGGGCGCGUCUUUACAUCAACGACGGAGUCUUUACGUCCGCCUUCACCAUCGCUGUCUUUUAUCGUCCCGACUGCAAGUACAUGAGACUACCGGCUCCUUACGAGAUCUAUCCUAAUCUAUACUUCGACAGCAAUGUCAUCCAGCAGGCUCACGACAUCAAGAUGACUCGUGGACUCGCCACUGCCAAUGUGGACAAUGUCGACAGCUAUAUGAUUUACGCCAAUUACUCCGGAAGCUUCGUCAAGCCCUAUUUCGACGACGAAUACAAAUUGGAUUACUUCAUAGAAGACUUUGCCUUGAACAGCUUCUACUACUACUUCCGCCAAGUCAUGCCGUUCUGGUUCGAUUUCAAGGAUUUCGACAUUCCGAAGGAUUUCCGUGGCUACUAUUACUACUUCUACCAUAGGCAACUGUUGGGCCGCUACUACCUGGAACGCAUCUCCAACGAUUUGGGUGACAUCGAGGACUUUGAUUGGAAUAAGCCUUUCUACCCCGGUUACUAUUCGACUCUGAUGUACCACAACGGAGUCGUCAUGCCUCAACGUUCUCGAUACAUGAAUGUGCCGUUCUAUAAAUACAAAUAUCUGAAGGAGAUCGAAGCCUUGGAAUUGCGCAUCAUGAAUGCUAUCGAUCUUGGCUACGUGUACGACAAGAACGGCAAGCAAAUCAACAUUUACACUUCCGAAGGUUUGAACGUCCUUGCAAAUCUGAUCGAGGGCAACGUGGAUUCAUGCAACCGACAUUUCUACGGAAUGUACGACGCUCUUGCUCGAGAUAUCCUCGGUUUCAACUUUGAUUACAAGAACAAGAACAAUGUCAUCCCUAGCUCUCUCCAAUGCUACAGCACUAGCAUGAGAGAUCCUGGAUUUUAUCGUUUAUACAAGAGGAUUAUGACGUACUUCUUCAGGUACAAAAAAUACAUGCCGUAUUACACUCAGAACGAACUGAUUUAUCCCGGUGUAAAGUUUGAGUCCGUCAACAUCGACAAGCUGACGACUUACUUCGACACUUGUGACACGUUUAUCAACAACGCCCUUUCCGUGGAGAGCUUCAAGGAGGGAAUGAAACUACGAGUGAAGGCUCGCCGUUAUUGCCUCAACUACAAACCAUUCACCUAUCGCUUCAACAUCAACAGCGACAAAGAAACCAAAGCCGUGCUCAAGAUCUUCCUCGGACCUGCCUUCGGCGAUGCUCACAAUGAGAAGGACAUAUCUUAUCUCCGCGAAUACUACAAAUAUUUCAUUGAGAUGGACAAAUUUGUCGUAACGCUGAGACAAGGCGCAAACACCAUCGAACGCCAUAGCUCCGACUCCGUCUAUACCAUGCCCGACAUGAUAUCCAGCGAUGUAUUCUACAAGAAAUUGGAGAAGGCCGUAGGAGGCAGCGAACCGUUCACCUACUACGAGAAGCUCUUUGCUUUCCCUGAACGUUUGACUCUGCCUAAGGGUAAACCCGAGGGUAUGCGAUUCAAGAUGUUCUUCUACCUGAGCCCAUUCGACGAGACCAAGGUCACGACCGUGGAAUUGCCGAUCUUUGGCAAAUUUUGGUUUGAUGGAAAAUCAUUUGGCUUCCCGCUUGACAGACCGAUGUACCCAUGGAAGUUCUUUACGCCAAAUAUGUUCUUCAAGGAUGUAUACAUCUAUCACACGAUAGAGAACGAAAAGUCGAUGCACUUUUAGACUGUCGACCUAUUCUAGUUUGUGCGAACCUUGAAAAAAACUUUCACGAUAAUUACCGUUUGGAAUUCUAUAUCACAUGAGUGAUACAAAUUAACAAGUUUUUUUUUCAAUAAAGAAUGCUGAAAAAUUA
Wasmannia auropunctata (little fire ant) is the source of this 2286-nucleotide messenger RNA. RefSeq names its product arylphorin subunit alpha-like (gene Hex70c). The record is from RefSeq and is a predicted model, not a curated record. The transcript is spliced from 6 exons. NCBI's taxonomy places the organism in Eukaryota, Metazoa, Arthropoda, Insecta, Hymenoptera, Formicidae. The coding region runs from base 99 to 2156 and encodes 685 amino acids.